Molecule: messenger RNA, 8113 nt
Organism: Tyto alba (common barn owl)
Lineage: Eukaryota; Metazoa; Chordata; Aves; Strigiformes; Tytonidae
Gene: ZNF319
Product: zinc finger protein 319
Exons: 2
Coding region: 1052-2716 (554 amino acids)
Source: RefSeq, a predicted model, not a curated record
GGCCCGCUCCGCUCCGCACCCCGCGGCCGCCGCCCGCCCGCCUCCGGCGCCCCCUGCCUUUUCCUUCCCUUCCUCCCGGCGCCCGCCGCCACGCCAGCGCGGGGCUCGGGGGGAGCGCGCAGGCCGCGGCCCCGCCGGCGGCGAGCGGGCGGGCUGACAGGGGCCUCCCGCCGCAGGUGAGGGGCCCGGCCGCCGCCGCCGCCGCCGCCCUUUGUGUGGGCCUCGGCGGGGCGGGGGUGGCCCCGGCCGGGUAGGGCCUCCCGGCGCGGCGGCGGGGAAGGCCUCAGGGCGCCGCCGCCGCAUUUGCCCCGCAGGCCGGCGGGGCCGGAGGAGCCGUCCCAUGGCGGGAGGCGAGCGGCGGGACGGGCCUGGCCGCGGGCUGCGGCGGCGGCGGCUGGCCUCCGAGCUCCCCGGCCGCCCCCGCGCCCCGCGGCCCCGCCGCGCCGCUCCCUGAGGCGGCCUCGGCCCGGCUGUGGGAGGCCCGCACAGCGCGGAGGCGGGAGGCUGACCGGACCAUGCCGGAGGGGGCCGUGCCGUGGGCCGCUCACCCAGUUUGAAAGUACCUCUGCUUUCCCGUCUUCUCUCCUUAAAUGGUUGUCGCUUCCCACCUCCCACGGAAGGAUGAGUUAGGCUCGGAGCUGGCGCCGACUCGGGUACCCGUGCAGAGCCCACGGUAAGCCAAGAGAGAGCUGCUCCCUGGGCCGCCUCCCUCGCCCUUCCCAAAUGUGAGCACGUCGCAGCCAGCACAGAGAAGGGCCUCCUCUUCAGGGCACUUACUUCUGCCUCCUGUUCUUUUGUCCAAAAAAGAAAAAGCCAAACCAAAUCGGUCCACAAAGAACUUGUGCUGAUCUAAGGAGGAGGCUCUGGAGUUUCAGUCACCUCUUUGCUUCCCAAGAUCCUGGCUGUGGGCUGGAUUUUCUGUCCUCGACUUCAGGGGAUCAGCUACGGGGAAUCAGGAUCUUGGAUAGUUUGGAUUUUUGUUUUUACUUGAACCCUUUGAACUGAGAAAAGGAAGCUGUCCCUGCUAAAAUCCCAUUUUUUUUUCCCAAGCAUGUCAGAAAGCUGGCAGCAGCAACAGCAGCAACCACAGCAGCCGCCGCCACCACCGCAGCAGCACCACGCUGGGGCAGCCGCCCUCCCAGAGCACUCCAUCCCACCCAGCACCGCCGACAACCCCUUGGGCUGCGCUGUCUACGGCAUCCUGCUCCAGCCAGACCCCGGUCUGCAGCACCACCAGCACGCCCCCAUCCAGGCUGGGGAGCCAUCCCACAAAUGUGGGGUGUGUGGCCACGACCUCGCUCACCUCUCCAACCCCCAUGAACACCAGUGCUUGCCAGGCCAUGACCGCUCUUUCCAGUGUACCCAGUGCCUGAAGAUCUUCCAUCAGGCCACCGACCUCCUCGAACACCAGUGCAUCCAGGUGGAGCAGAAGCCCUUUGUGUGUGGCGUCUGCAAGAUGGGCUUCUCCCUCCUGACCUCGUUGGCGCAGCACCACAACGUCCACAACGGCAACACCAUGAAGUGCUCUAUCUGUGAGAAGACCUACAAGCCUCCCGAGGCAGAGCACUCGCAGCCUCUCGACCCCUCGGAGAAGCCCUACAGCUGCUCCAUCUGUCAGAAAACCUUCAAGCACCUCUCGGAGCUGUCCCGGCACGAGCGCAUCCACACGGGUGAGAAGCCGUACAAGUGCACGCUGUGCGAUAAGAGCUUCAGCCAGUCCUCCCACCUGGUGCACCACAAACGGACGCACAGCUCGGAGCGGCCCUACAAGUGCACGGUGUGCGAGAAGACCUUCAAGCACCGCUCCCACCUGGUGCGCCACAUGUACGCGCACUCGGGAGAGCACCUCUUCAAGUGCAACGUCUGCGAGCUGCACUUCAAGGAGUCAUCGGAGCUGCUGCAGCACCCCUGCACGCCCAGCGGGGAGCGGCCCUUCCGCUGUGGCGAGUGCCAGAAGGCCUUCAAACGCCCCUCGGACCUGCGGCAGCACGAGCGCACGCACAGCGAGGAGCGGCCCUUCAAGUGUGACCUCUGCCAGAUGAGCUUCAAGCAGCAGUACGCGCUCAUGCGCCACCGCCGCACGCACAAGGCCGAGGAGCCCUUCAAGUGCAACCUGUGCGAGAAGGGCUUCGUGCAGCCCUCGCACUUGGUGUACCACCAGCACGUGCACGGCAUAGAAAACCUCUUCAAGUGCAACGUGUGCCAGAAGGGCUUCAACCAGUCCUCGGAGCUGCUGCGGCACAAGUGCGUGCAGAACGCGGAGCGGCCCUUCAAGUGCGCGGUGUGCAACAAGUCCUACAAGCGGGCCUCAGCUCUGCAGAAGCACCAGCUGGCCCACUGCGCCGAGAAGCCGCUCAAGUGCACGCUCUGCGAGAGACGUUUCUUUUCCUCCUCUGAGUUCGUGCAGCACCGCUGCGACCCAGCCCGCGAGAAGCCCCUCAAGUGCCCCGACUGUGAAAAGCGGUUCAAGUACGCCUCGGACCUGCAGCGCCACCGGCGCGUGCACACGGGCGAGAAGCCCUACAAGUGCCCCUCCUGCGAGAAGGCCUUCAAGCAGCGCGAGCACCUCAACAAGCACCACGGCGUGCACGCCCGGGAGCAGCAGUACAAGUGCAUGUGGUGCGGGGAACGGUUCCUGGACUUGGGCCUGCUGCAGGAGCACAGCGUCCAGCACACGGCUGAGGGCGCCUACCAGGUGGCUGCCUGCUUGCCCUGAGCCUCCCGCCCCUCAGCGGCUUUCAGCUUGCAUGUGACGCUCCUGAGCCUCAGCCUUGGCCUCCCCUUCCCUCUCCUGGGUUGUAGACGGCCUCCAGGGAGUUGGGGGCAAGGGGAGGUAUGGUGGGGCGGGCAGGGAAACUUUCCUCUGGUUGAUAUGCCACCUGUAUCGCGGGGGCGAUGGACGACGGGAAAAGCUCGAAGUGGUGGAGAGGAAAGGAGAGAGGUGGGGAGAGGAACCGAUGCCUGUAGUUGCCUGGCGUCCCCUGAACUGUAGUUCACGCUGUACCUGCACUUCCAGUGCUGGGAGCUCAGCUGCCCCCUGCGGGCACCAGCCCUUCGCGUGCGGCCUUUUUUCCCCUGCCCUGCCUGGCAGGGUCGGCGGGGAGGGCUGUGGGUAACUCUCCUCCCGGAGAGGGCUUGGGAGCAAGGCAGAGCACCCUUCUCCAGGGGCGCACUGCUUGGCAAGGAAGUAGCAGGUUUCCGCUGCUGGGACCUCUCCCAACUUCCUUGGUCCAAGCUCAGUUGAGAGGACCAUUUCAGAUUGUUAGCGUUGAUUUACUGCCCCAACCUCCCCUGCUCUCCCUCUUUCUAGCAUGUAGAAAGGGAAAAGCCAUGGGGCUGCACCAGCUCCAAAAAGCACUUUGGCAUUGCUGCUUUUGCAGUUGCUGGCUGUGACACUCCACAAAGGUUCUGAGCGAGCCUGCCCGCCCCCGUCCCUGCCAGCAGCACGGGGGAGAGUAGGAAGCACCACACCGCUACCGGAGAGUGUGGCGAGGAGAGCCUCCAUGCCCUGCUCCUGGCUGAGAUCAUGGCAUUUCAGAGCUGCUUCCUGAGGGACCUAGCUCUUCUGCCAAGACUUACCUCCAGGCCCCUUCCCUCUUUGCACCGCUUGGGCCAUUAGCGUACCUCCAGGGGGUCAGGCAAAGGGCCGUCCCAGCAGUUUGAACACUAAAGGGUGAGAUGAACACUACUAAUAACCUAUAACUUUGGAGGUGUUACCCUUGCUGAUGGGAACCCACACUGUGCGCCAGGGGCUUGGUGUCUGAUUUGCUGGAGGGGACCCAGUGCAAGCCAGGAGAAUCCUUCUGGGCCUGCCAGCUCAGCUCCACAGGGAGGGGAAGGUUAGCAGUGGGUAAAGGAGGAGUGUAUUUUUUUUUUUUUUUUUUCCCCUCUUGUAGGAGUCCUGUUUUACCCCUUUACUCUUUCUUUACCUCUUCUGUAUUUUUCAGGUUUUGCACAGUUCUUGUAAACAUCACUUAAAAAUAAAUUUCCCCUAGCAAGGUCAAUGCAGCCUCAGGUGUUUUCCUCUUCAGGAUUUUACUGGCUUCUCAUGACCGAGAGACCCGCUACAUGCCAGUUAGGUGCCCUGGAGGUUGAAGGCGUGAUUACUGGGUUGCCCACCAGCCUUCCCCUCUCCAUCUCUGGAGAUAGUAAGAUGUUAAAUAUCCAUCUGUGGAGAUAUUCAAGCCCUGACUGGAUGUGGUCCUGGACAACCCGCUGUAGCUGGCCCUGCGCAAGCAGGGGGUUGGCCUAGAUGAUCUCCAGAGGUCCCUGCCCGCCUCAGCUCUUCUGUGAUGUUGGCUGGCCCUCAUGUGAGGUAGGAGUGUUGUGAUGAGCUGUAAUUAGUGAACAGCAGCCAGUAAGUUGCCCAUGUGCUGCACAGGUGAUGAGGGCAUGUUUAAUAAAUGUUGCGUGUGGCAAGUGUAGACAAAUUAACCUUGCAGAGAGUUGGGCUGUCCCUGCUUUGCUGGUAGAGGACACUCAUCUGAAGGGUGGAGAAAGACUUUCAUUUCCAUUUCCAGCAUGGUGAGGGGGAAUGGGGGUUUGUUUUUGGGGGCUGGGACACUUCAGUGACAGGUCAGCUACCUGGGGCUGAGUCUUCUUCGCGCGCAGCUUUAAGGAGGUUAAAGCAGACCUUGUUUGCUGCCCAAGGAAGAGGGACUGAUGGUUAUCUUGAUUCAUGCUGCCUCAAAGAUGUAGAACUUCCUACUGAGUUUUCUGUCUGUUUCUUUUUCCUUUUUUUUUGUCUUUUUUUUAAAGCAGUUUGUUCAUUAAAAAAUACUGUAUAGUUUAACUUGAUGUCAUACUGGAUCUUUAAAAAAAAAAUGUGAUAACUUGGAUUUUUAAAGAGGUCUUUGGUUCUAGGUAGCUGAUUUUUGCUGUUUAAUGUGUAGUAAGGUCAGUGUUUGCUUUACUGUAGGAAUAAAAAUGAGGAGUAAAACCAAGGAAGGCUAAUCCUGCUUUUGCAGAAGGGCUUGGUGGUGACAGAGGCUGCGAGCGUGGCACCCACCUGAGCUCUCUGUUCCUGCCUCAGGCCGUGGUUAGCUCUGCUCUCACUCGGAGCAGCCUGGCACGGCUGCUGCAGGUCCCGCAGAGCCGGGGGUUCAGCGCUCACCCUGACUGCUUGAGCAUGGCACCAGCAGCCAGGAUCGGUGCCCGGAGCUGGGAGCUUGCAGGGAGGCUCAUCUUUAGUAAGAGGAGGGUGUGAAAUGGAGGCUGCUGGAGCCUCCGGGGGGUUUUACGGCUGUAUUUCUUUCCGGGACAGCUGCUGGCUAGAGGAGGGGUUUGGAGAAAUUGUUAGUGCAGCCCCUGAAUAGCUGUGACUGCUCCCUUCCCUCUCCAGGGGCCUCAGGUGCUUGGGGCGGAGGAGGAAGGCGGUGGGCCCCGGGCACAGCUCCGCAGCGUGUGCUGGCCAUGGAGCUGCCAGAUCCUGUCCCCUUGGUACCGCCUGGGCACCGGGACUGGUGGGGAGCGUUUCCCUCAUGCUGAGCAUCUGGGAAAGCCCUCGGUGUCCCAGCGAGGAGCUCCGAGCCGGAGCUAGUCUCCACCUAGGACAUGGCAACAGCCAAGCAGCACCCUGGGCAGAGAGAGCGUCGGCAGCAGAGAGUGCCUGGGGGAGUCUCAGCAGGGAAGAGCCCAGGCCCAGGGCGGCAGCAGGUGCCUGUGAGUAGGCACAUCUUGGUGUGGCAUUAGAGCAUCAGUAAGUAGGACUGGCCGUGGGCCUGCGGUGGCUCGGUCUCUUCAACUUGUUUGCUGCCUUGCAACAGCCCAAAUCCAGUAGAAGCCCGUGGUGGCUUUUGGUGCCUGCGAGCGGAGGACCUGUGUGGAGCAGGCAGCUGAGCGGCCGCCGAGAGCCUCGGGUAUGUUUUCAUAGGGAGAUUGUUUAGCUGGAAGCAGCUGUGUUGCAUACAGGCAGGCUGGGGGAGCAAGUUGAUCUCCGUUGCUGUGCCUUUGGGUCACGUUUUGUACCGUGUGGGAAGAGGUGAUGGAAAUAGCGGGAGGCACAUGAGUGUCAGGAGCACGGUGCUGGGGGGCCAAUGUCCCCUGGGCAUCGCACCACAAAGGACUCUCUGCUAACUGCUGGUGUUUCCUUUUCAAACCAAAGAGCAGUUGUGGCCAAAGCCUCUUGAGAGUGAAAGGUGUUUCUACUCUGUACCUGUGUUGCACUUUGCUUCUGAUGUUUAUUUCAAGAGACUUUCAGGCUUCUUGAUGCUGCCUCCGCUGGGCCUCUCACAUCACUCACCACCUCAGCACCCAAGAGGGUCGCCGUGCUGGAGCUGGUGUGGUCAGCCCCGUGGCAAGUGCUCACGUGUGUUUUCGAGGCCUGGUUUCCACACUGCCUGAGGAUGCUCUGUAGGGCUGGAGUAGGGGAUGGUCCCUCCCGAAGGGCUGUUCUCUUUGGCAGGCAGCUUGAGCAUAGGAUGCCUCCGGGGAGGCAGCAGGGAGGGUUAGGCUGGCCGAAGGUGGUGUGGAUGUUGCCCAGGAGGUAAAUCCUGCUGUUCCUAUGGCUUCCUGGGUCCAGGAAGAAGGUAGUCUUGUUACCUGGGCUUUUUUCUGAUCUUCCCCUUACUCUACCUACAGGAUGUCUUUAGCUAUGUCUCAGUCCCUUCCCCUCCACAGCUAUUUUGCUUAUACUUUUAUAAGACCUUUUUGGCUGCUUUGCCCUUUAUUCAAUUCUUUAUUUGUAAGCAGCGGUUCAGUUUUCAUCCCUUUUUCCAUUUUGACUGACAGUUCUCUUGCCUCUCUCUUCCACCCGCCCCGUUCCAAAUUCCUCUCCCAGGCUGAGGCUGGAUCCAGGUGAUACCAAACCACUGAUGAUGCGGUUAGGUGUUUGGGACCUGAAUCUUGCUGGAAUCCAGUGGGUCCUUCCCCGCCACGAGGCUGGCUACCUCGUUGGGCACAGGUGAUGCCUGUGGCCACAGCUUGGCUUGGCUGUGUCGUGUCUGUGGUACAGCUGGCUCUGGCGAGCGAGUCCGAGUCAGAACUAGGAGCCAGAGCAGAGCUGUAGGAAAGGGGCAAGGGGCACUGGGGUGAGAGCGGCCGUUUUUGUGGUGGGUCCCUUUGCCACAUCUCCAAGGCUGGGGGCUACGUCAGUGAAGGGCUGUCAGACGUUCCUGGGGAGAAUUCAUGGUGCAGGGAUGGGGCUGGAGCAUGCGGUUCCCCUGGGAGUGCCUGCAGAGCGGCUGCAUGCCCCGGGCAGGUGGCUGAGCUGAGUCAGCCACAGUGCGGACACCCCUGGGACCGUGGGUGUGCCCAGGUGGCCCUGUCAGCUCUCUGGGGAGCAGAUGCCACCCCUGCGAUCUGGGUGGGUGGGAAGAUGUGCACGCUCUGGUCUUGGUAUGCUGGAGCGAGGGGUGAGAGGGAAGGUGUCCUCUGACAGUGGUUUGGGACCAUCUCCGGGUGCUUAAGCCUGGCCUUGCACUGUUAGGAGGGAGGAGAGCACUUUCUACACUUCUCUUGGGUAUUUACCAUCAAGUCCAGGCUGCAGCCAGAGCCUGAAUAUUAAUAAUAAGCAAAAAAAACCCCCUUGUCCUUCAGAGUUUGACUUUUCCUCUGCUGGGUGGCGAGUUCACCUGCGGGAAGGUUCCUGCACACCCAGGCGUUCACGCUGAGUUGCAAUAAUGGCAGGCCGGCGAGGUUUGGGGCAGUGGCUCUCCGCUGGGCCCCGCGAGCACGGCUUCUCCCCAGCUGCCAGGAUUCCUCUGCAGCGUCUCCCAGCAGCCGCCUCUGCCGCCUUCUGGACGUGAAGAUGCUGCUCUCGCAGUGUGCCCGAGAUGCUCGGCGGGGAUUGCGGGACUGCAGGUGGGAACUGGACCGUGGGCUUGUCUCCGAACGCCUCCGAGCCACGGGUCCAAGGGAUUUCAUGGCCGGUGAGGUUCUUGGGCUCCUUCUAACCUGCGCUCGUGCCUCCAGCAGAGCUCCCAGGGCCGUGGGAAGUUGCGGCCAAGGAUGAUGAGGUUUGUGUGGCUUGCAGUGCCUUUAACACUGCUCUCCGUGUGUUUCUAAGAUGAUACUCCAUGUAUGUGUGUAUAUAUAUUGUAUUAACACAUCCCGCUCUUCUGUGUGAGUGUCAAAUGGUUUUGCUUUACUAAUAAAUUUAUAGUUAUUUAUACCU